AUGAGGAAAGUGGUCGCAAAGGGUCGCGAGUGCGUAAACUGCGGUGCUACAUCGACGCCCCUCUGGCGACGGGACGGUACCGGCCACUACCUGUGCAAUGCCUGCGGACUGUACUACAAGAUGAACGGACAGAACCGGCCGCUCAUCAAACCGAAGCGAAGACUGGUCAGCGGGCGCGGUGUGGUGCGGAGGAAAGACAAUCACCAACUGCUGGGAAAUUGCGUCUUCCGACGGAUGGAUGGGUACAUCUACAAAUUAGACGCGCGUCAUUCAAAUACCUGUUGUGGUGUGACCCCCAAGAUGGGCUUCAGUAGCGUUAUUUUCUCCCGGACCCGUCAUGGGAAACUCGGUGGCCAAUUCGGUCGCCAGAAAGUGCCUAAGCGUACUGCCCUUGGAGGCACGGGUAAUCCCUCCAAGCAGCUUUUGCAGAGCAACGUAUAUUCUUCGUUGCCAAUCGACGAUACCGACAAUCCGCCGGAAAAACGUAAGAAGCAUCAGUCGCAGCUGCCGCACGUGCAACCAGAGCGGAAGGAUAAGGGCGAUCCGCCGGAUUUGCGCCCAAAAAUUCGCCAGUUAAUCGCUAAAGGGCUGAAGUGUAUAUUUCGGCUCUGCAGCGAGGGCGUGAAAGUCACCGCCGGCUCUAGCGAAUAA
Molecule: messenger RNA, 651 nt
Organism: Armigeres subalbatus
Lineage: Eukaryota; Metazoa; Arthropoda; Insecta; Diptera; Culicidae
Product: erythroid transcription factor-like
Exons: 4
Coding region: 1-651 (216 amino acids)
Biological process (GO): cell fate commitment; positive regulation of transcription by RNA polymerase II; negative regulation of transcription by RNA polymerase II
Molecular function (GO): zinc ion binding; DNA-binding transcription factor activity, RNA polymerase II-specific; RNA polymerase II cis-regulatory region sequence-specific DNA binding
Source: RefSeq, a predicted model, not a curated record